AGACAAAAACUAUAUCCUCAGGUUAGCGAUAACUCGGUCCGAGUCGACUCGGUCCGACAAGCGAUUUUCGUGACUCCGUCGUCACCACGCCUAUGUUAAGUGAGUAAAUCCGACUCUUCUCCGUAGAGAUUUCUCCUACUUUCAGGCUCUCUUGUGAAUUUGGAAGACAUGAGCUUUGUUUUCCGGGGAAGUAGAGGAGAUUUAGAAAGCGGAUUCUCGGGUGGUUUUCUACCCGAAAGACGAGCUAUGCGUGUUCAUGGAGCUCGACCAGUUAAUUCUAAUUCCCUCGCUUUUCUGGUUACAGUUCUUUUGCUGUUUAUGAUUCUCAAUUCGCAUCAGAUGCCUCCUAAUUUCCUGCUGUGGCUUGUGCUUGGGGUGUUUUUGAUGGCAACGACGCUUAGGAUGUAUGCUACUUGCCAACAACUUCAAGCUCAUGCUCAGGCUCAGGCUGCAGCAGCAAGUGGCCUCUUUAGCCAUACUGAGCUGAGGUUGCAUGUGCCUCCUUCCAUUGCUCUUGCUACGAGAGGGCGUCUUCAGGGACUUAGGCUCCAGCUGGCUCUUCUUGAUCGGGAAUUUGAUGACUUAGAUUAUGAAACUUUAAGAGCACUUGAUUCUGAUAAUGUUUCCACAACUUCUAUGAGCGAGGAAGAGAUAAAUGCACUUCCAGUUCACAAGUACAAGGUGUUGGAUCCUGAAAAUGGUUGCUCUUUGGCAAAGCAAGCGUCAACCUCAUCCUCAGCUGAGAAGAUGCUAGAUUCUGCCAAUGAAAGUAAAAAAGGAACAGAAGAUGAGCUCACAUGUAGUGUUUGCCUAGAACAAGUUACCGUAGGGGAAAUCGUUCGCACCUUACCUUGUUUGCAUCAGUUUCAUGCAGGAUGUAUCGAUCCAUGGUUGAGACAGCAAGGAACAUGUCCUGUCUGUAAAUUUAGAGCUCAUUCAGGAUGGCAAGAACAAGAUGAGAUUGAUGAUGAUGCUUCCGACAUGGUUUGAAAAGUUUGGUUUCGAACACUUGUUUAUGUUAUUAAUGUGCGUGCGAAUUAAACCCCAAACAAAUCAUGUAAUGGUCAAUAACUCAAUAUGAUGUAACUGAUGACUCUCCCUUUCCAAAAGUUUGAUUUAGAUUCAUCAUGAAAUAGUAGUGACAGGUCUUUUGCAUUCGACUUA
Messenger RNA from Arabidopsis thaliana (thale cress), 1164 nucleotides. It is a transcript of the gene SDIR1, whose product is annotated as RING/U-box superfamily protein. The transcript is spliced from 9 exons. The record is from RefSeq and is marked reviewed. Lineage: Eukaryota; Viridiplantae; Streptophyta; Magnoliopsida; Brassicales; Brassicaceae. Gene Ontology annotation, cellular component: endoplasmic reticulum membrane. Gene Ontology annotation, molecular function: ubiquitin protein ligase activity. The coding region runs from base 169 to 990 and encodes 273 amino acids.